AUGGUUACCCAAGGAGACGAUGACGACGACGAGAAAUUAGUUCGACUCUUGAAAAAGAGAUUGAAGGAUAAGAAAUGUUUCGUUGUGUUAGAUGAUGUAUGGAAAUGGGACAUACGGGUGAUGAACAUCUUGCGAAAAAGGGAUGUUCGAAUCUUGCUAACAAGCAGGCAAGUGAUUGAAAAUUCUUCUAUUUUACGAGUACCCUUAUUGGAUGAUGAAGAAAGUACGAAAUUAUUUGGUGAGAAGGUAUUCGGUGAAAAUGGCUUCCCUUCUCACCUUGAAAAAUUGGGAGAAAGGAUUGCCAAAAAAUGUGAAGGUCUUCCGCUUAUGAUAGUCAUAGUUGCAGAGCUCCUAUCCAAAGAAGACAAGAACCCUGGAAUUCUGGACUGA
Molecule: messenger RNA, 390 nt
Organism: Salvia splendens (bonfire salvia)
Lineage: Eukaryota; Viridiplantae; Streptophyta; Magnoliopsida; Lamiales; Lamiaceae
Product: putative late blight resistance protein homolog R1A-10
Exons: 1
Coding region: 1-390 (129 amino acids)
Molecular function (GO): ADP binding
Source: RefSeq, a predicted model, not a curated record